Molecule: messenger RNA, 516 nt
Organism: Helobdella robusta
Lineage: Eukaryota; Metazoa; Annelida; Clitellata; Rhynchobdellida; Glossiphoniidae
Exons: 2
Coding region: 1-516 (171 amino acids)
Source: RefSeq, a predicted model, not a curated record
AUGUCCCAACUCCACUGCAAGCUUCUCAUUUGGAUGCUGUCAUUUGUCCUCAGACUGAUGAUGACCGCGAAUUUCGUCUCUACUCUCAGCUGUUACGAUUGCCUGAAUUGUGAGGACAGUGCAACUGGAGCUGCUGAGUGCGCGGACACUGACACAAUGACCUGUGUAUACGGAGCUGGAUAUUUCGUUAACGGAACAAGAGCUUUUUUAAGAAAAUGUUAUCCAACACAAUAUGACGACGGUAAAGCCAAAUGUGAUACGAAACCUAGCAUGGAUUACGGUCAAGUUACCUACUACAACAUAUCUUAUUGCAAAUGUACAGAUAAUUUAUGUAACGGUAAAAAGUUGGAAGAAAUUACGACUAAAGUUACGACUGAAGUUACGACUAAAGUUACGACUGCUGUAACACCUGAAACUGAAACAACCAGCCCGAAAAAAUGUGCCUGUGAUGUGUUGGCUCCUACUGCAACUUCCACGCUUGCGUUUCUAUUUCUCACAGUUUUGCUAAUUUUGUAA